This is a messenger RNA of Gongylonema pulchrum, 741 nucleotides long. Lineage: Eukaryota; Metazoa; Nematoda; Chromadorea; Rhabditida; Gongylonematidae. The record is from the annotation of a GenBank genome assembly.
AUGGAUGAGGAUCGCGUGGAAUCGAAAGCGGACGAGGAUUACGAAGAGGGCGAAGAUGCAUAUGAUGACGAAGGAACGUUGGAUGAAGAAGAAAUGCUGAACCCGGAGGAAUCGUAUCAGGAUGAGCUGAAAAUGCUUGAGGAUGAUGCGAAUUUAUCCAUUGAGGAGCUGAAACGAAAAUAUUGCAGUGCAGCGGAGGAGGAAGAGGAGUAUGCUGAUAUGGAAUCGACAUCGGGAGCAGCUUCCGAAGAUAUUCCAAAAUCAAACGGAAGUGAUCAAAGUGCAGUUACAAGUCCGGACACAAGUGAAGCAGAUGUGGCCGGCCCAUCCAGUGCUGCAUCUCAUAAAGAAAAACCGAACGCGCAUGGCUACUUUUCGGAUGUUGAUGAUAAUGACGAGGAUGCUGAUUACGUACCACCAGAUCCAUGGCGACGGAAUGUCCGUCAGGGACCCAUCUAUCAGGCCUCUGUUCCUGAUUCAAUGUCACCACCCAGAAGUCCAUAUGAUGAGCAUGGUGUGCUUUUGUGGUCACCACAUGUGAAAAUUUCGAUGAAAAAAGUGGAAGAAUUUUUGAAGGAAUGCUACGGCAGAGCAGCACAAGAGAUGGAUUUAUCGUUUCCGAAUGCAGCGCGCAAAUCCGCAACUUCGUGUCGAAAUUUCCCAUUAAAAGAUGAUGAAGAUGCUUUAAAGUAUGCUUCAGCAAAAGUUUUUUCGUUGUUCCAUAGCAUAUUUUUUGCUUAG